Messenger RNA from Olea europaea var. sylvestris, 1518 nucleotides. RefSeq names its product peroxidase 9-like. Bases 373 to 1395 code for a protein of 340 amino acids. Gene Ontology annotation, molecular function: heme binding; peroxidase activity. Lineage: Eukaryota; Viridiplantae; Streptophyta; Magnoliopsida; Lamiales; Oleaceae. Gene Ontology annotation, biological process: hydrogen peroxide catabolic process; response to oxidative stress. The transcript has 4 exons. The record is from RefSeq and is a predicted model, not a curated record.
AAGCAAAUUGCUAACUGAGGUAAAAGUCCAUAGACUGAUCAAGAAUGUGACAAAUAGGGAUAUCUAUAUGUGUUCGUGGAGCAGGUGAAACUAAAACCAGAAACACUGUCACAAAUUUCAAAUUCCUCCUCCAUCUCCAUCAUCCAUUUCCAUUAAGGAGUAGAUACUACAAGUUGAAGGGGUCAGUUUUAGCCAUAAGAGGCAUAUAGUGAAAGUAGGGGGAUUUGGUAGAAGAGCAGUUGAUAUAAUUGCAUGAUCUAUCUUUUUCUCUCCAUGUAUAAAGAUAUGUGUAUAUAUAGAGGAAUUGCUUCAAAGGAAUAUCGCAAAGCAAUCUCCCGAAGAAGAGAGUUUUAGUACCUUUUGCAGUUGUUAAUGGCUUCAAUCAAGGUGCUUUUCAGUCUCAUAGCAUUUCCUUUUCUGUCUUGCUCUCUGCUAGAAGCUUUUCCGGGUUCUGGAUAUGGUCGAGGUGGAGGCAGCUACUUGGGGCUUACCCCGGAAUUCUACGAUUAUUCAUGCCCACAAGCUAAUGAGAUUAUAAUGUCUGUAUUAGAAAAGGCCAUUUCAGAAAAUCCCAGAAUGGCUGCCUCUUUGCUGAGACUCCACUUUCAUGACUGCUUUGUGCAGGGCUGUGAUGCAUCGAUCCUACUAGAUGAUAGUGACGCAAUAGUUAGUGAAAAGAAUUCUGGACCAAACAAGAAUUCCAUAAGGGGAUUUGAAGUGAUUGAUGAGAUCAAGGCCAAACUGGAAGCAGUAUGCCCUCACACAGUUUCAUGUGCAGACGUUCUGGCCCUUGCUGCUCGGGAUUCCAUCGUAUUAAGUGGUGGACCGCAUUGGGAAGUGCCAUUAGGAAGAAGAGACUCAAAAACAGCAAGUCUCAGUCGAUCAAACACUGAUAUUCCUGCUCCAAAUUCCACCAUCCAAACCCUCGUAACACAGUUCAAGCGCCAAGGUUUGGGCGUCGAAGAUCUUGUCGCUCUUUCGGGAGGCCAUACAAUUGGGGUGGCAAGAUGUGUGACAUUCAGACAAAGGCUAUACAAUCAAAACGGGAACAACCAACCAGAUACCACUUUAGAGAAAACCUACUACAACGGCUUACAAAAAAUCUGCCCUAAAGUUGGUGGAGAUAAUAACAUUUCACCACUGGAUUUUGCAUCCCCUGUUAAAUUUGAUAACACAUACUUCAAGCUCAUAUUAUGGGGCAAAGGGCUUCUCAAUUCCGAUGAAGUUCUGCUGACUGGAAACAUGCACCAAACCAUGGAGUUAGUUAAAAGCUAUGCAGAAGAUGAGGCUCUUUUCUUCCCCAAAUUUGUAAAAUCCAUGGUCAAAAUGGGGAACAUUAGUCCUCUUACUGGUUCAAAAGGUGAAAUAAGGAAGAAUUGUCACCUACUGAACUGAAAAUUUAUUCAGCAUCUUUAGAUGAAGUAUGUUAUAUGACUUAUUGUAUGGUUUCAGUUUUCUUUCUGCAAGUAAAUUUUUGUAUUUAAGUUGGUAAUGAAUCAAUCAAACAUUUGGAAGUUA